AUGGGAUCGACCAACGGCAAGACCACAAAGUUACCGCUCGUGCCCCUAGCCAAGGAUACCGUCCUCUUGCCAGGCGUCACUCUGCGCAUCUCGCUGAAUAAUCGCCCCGAUGUCGCCAACCUACUUUCAUCGCUCGUGAACCGCAGUCGGAGAGAUAACAGCCCCAUUACCAUUGCGUGCGUCCCCCUUGCAUCUCCUCGAUUGAGCAAGGAUGGCCUGCAGCUUAUAGAGAACGGAACGGAACCGGACAAUCAGGAAGAAGAGAGCGUUGAUGCCGGUCAGGCACGCAAAGAAGAUCUUUUCAAGUAUGGCGCACUUGCAAAGGUUGUUGGGGUCCAACGUCGUGUUUAUUCGGAACCAUAUCUACUCGUUGAGGGUAUUAGACGGCUAUCUGUUGUCAAGGUCCUCAAAGAGCGGCCUUUUUUCGAAGCCGAGGUGUUGCUACACGAUGAGAUUGCUCCUAGUCCCAAGGAUACCGAGACGGUCGAAUCUUUCCAACGCCUGAAGCAACUUGCCCGUGAGCUUCUGACUUUAUUAAGACUCACAUCGCUCUUCCCAUCGAACCCUACAAGUAUCUCGCCCACCGUUGCCCGUCGAUUUGAAAUCUUUAUUUCUCGAAGAGAGUAUGCGCAGGCAGGUAGCUUGGCGGAUUUCAUGGCUGAUAUUGUCGAGUCGAGUCUCGAAGAGAAGCUGCAGGUCUUAGCAGCAUUCGAUAUCAAGGACCGAUUGGAACGAGUUAUCGAACUUCUUAAUAGACAAGUGCAAGGAAUCAAAAGCAAUGUCAAAAUCACUUCAAUUACGACCACAAGCAAUAACUCGCCUAUCGAUAUUUCACAACUGGACCCGAGAUUGGCUCGCCGCGCUAUGGCUGGCCUCAAUGGAUUCUCCCCCAAUGGUUCUAAUGGUGGAAAUGAAGACGAAAAGGAACCAAAUGAGGUUGAUGAACUUGAACAACGUCUGAAUGAAGCACAACUGAACCCAGAAGCUCGCAAGGUCGCCGAUCGGGAGCUGAAACGAUUGCGCAAGAUGAACCCAGUCAAUGCAGAGUAUGGAGUUUGCCGAAACUACCUCGAGAAUAUAGCGGAGAUUCCUUGGCUGAAGACGACGGAAGAUAAACUUGGAAGUGAUGCUUUACAACGAGCUAGGAAACAGCUCGAUGACGAUCACUAUGGGCUAGAAAAGAUAAAGAAGCGUUUGCUAGAAUACCUUGCUGUCCUCAAAUUGAAACAGUCUGUCAAUGUUGAGAUUGAGCGCCAGAUUGCCCAGGUAUCAGAACAGCUUACUGCUUCCGACAAGGAAACCGAGAAAGAAAAAGAUGCCGAAAUUACUACCCUCUCUCAGCCGGAAAAGGAAGUUCUCGAGACCAAGCUCCAUAUCUUAAAGUCGAAGCGUACCGUCGAUAAAUCACCCAUUCUUCUGCUGGUUGGACCACCGGGAACUGGUAAAACUAGCUUGGCCAAGUCCGUAGCUACAUCCCUGGGACGCAAAUUCCAUCGUAUAUCCCUCGGUGGUGUACGGGAUGAAGCCGAGAUCAGGGGUCAUCGUCGCACUUAUGUUGCGGCCAUGCCUGGUCUGAUCGUCAAUGGCUUGAAGAAAGUGGGUGUUGCGAAUCCUGUGUUCCUCCUUGAUGAGAUUGACAAGGUUGGUGGAUCAAAUUUCCACGGCGACCCAUCGGCUGCGAUGCUUGAAGUCUUGGACCCGGAACAGAAUCAUAGCUUCUCCGACCAUUAUAUCAACAUUCCUAUCGACUUGAGCAAGGUUCUUUUUAUUGCUACCGCGAACUCAUUGGAUACCAUCCCAGCGCCUUUGCUCGAUCGUAUGGAGACGAUUCAACUUUCGGGUUAUACAACAGUAGAGAAACGACAUAUUGCUCGACGGCAUCUUCUUCCUAAGCAGAUCAGGACCAAUGGUCUAUCUGACAAUGAGGUAUCCUUAUCAGACGAGGUCCUCGAGAAGGUCAUCACCGCGUAUACCCGUGAGUCGGGUGUCCGUAACUUGGAACGCGAGAUAGGUUCAGUGUGUCGCUACAAGGCUGUGCAAUAUGCCGAUUCAAAGGAGACGAACAAUAUGGAAUCCUACAAUCCACGUGUAUCCAUAGAGGACCUUGAAGAUAUCCUUGGAAUCGAACGGUUUGAUGAGGAGAUUGCCGAGACCUCCUCUCGUCCAGGUAUUGUUACUGGUCUGGUAGCAUACUCUACCGGUGGCCAAGGCAGUAUCCUGUUCAUUGAAGUUGCAGACAUGCCCGGAAACGGGCGUGUACAGCUCACUGGAAAGCUGGGAGAUGUCCUCAAGGAGUCUGUCGAGGUAGCGUUGACUUGGGUCAAAGCCCAUUCAUUCGACUUGGGUCUCUCGCACGACCCCAACGAAGACAUUAUGAAAAACAGGAGUCUCCACGUUCACUGCCCCUCUGGUGCUAUUCCUAAGGAUGGGCCAUCUGCUGGUUUGGCUCAUACCAUUGCCCUCGUUUCUCUUUUCUCAGGCAAGUCGGUGCCUCCUCAAAUUGCGAUGACUGGAGAGAUCUCUCUUCGUGGCCGGGUGCUGCCGGUGGGCGGUAUCAAAGAGAAACUUAUUGGUGCCAUGCGUGCAGGAGUGAAAAUGGUGUUGUUGCCGUUCACUAAUCGCAAGGACGUCAAAGAUGUACCGCAAGAGGUUCAGGACGGUCUCGAGAUUGUCUAUGUCAAGCAUAUUUGGGAAGCUCUCCGCAUUGUUUGGCCACAGGCUCAUUUCCCUGGCCAGCAGCUCAACAUGUUCGAGAGCCACCUAUAA
Messenger RNA from Talaromyces marneffei, 2766 nucleotides. RefSeq lists its product as uncharacterized. Lineage: Eukaryota; Fungi; Ascomycota; Eurotiomycetes; Eurotiales; Trichocomaceae. Gene Ontology annotation, biological process: protein processing; protein targeting to peroxisome; protein quality control for misfolded or incompletely synthesized proteins. Gene Ontology annotation, molecular function: ATP hydrolysis activity; ATP-dependent peptidase activity; ATP binding. The transcript is spliced from 3 exons. Bases 1 to 2766 code for a protein of 921 amino acids. The record is from RefSeq and is a predicted model, not a curated record. Gene Ontology annotation, cellular component: peroxisomal matrix.